Sander lucioperca (pikeperch) is the source of this 1079-nucleotide messenger RNA. RefSeq names its product FKBP prolyl isomerase 3 (gene fkbp3). Bases 77 to 793 code for a protein of 238 amino acids. The record is from RefSeq and is a predicted model, not a curated record. Gene Ontology annotation, molecular function: peptidyl-prolyl cis-trans isomerase activity. The transcript has 7 exons. NCBI's taxonomy places the organism in Eukaryota, Metazoa, Chordata, Actinopteri, Perciformes, Percidae.
GGACCGUAGGCUGGUUUGUCAACCGCCAAUAAACACCAAAGAAGAAGAAAAAGCAGCUACGCAGGAGCAUGGAUGGAUGGAUGCGCAGAAGAGUCAAUUUCAAAUUCUAACCAGUUCGCUUACUAAAAUGGCAGAUGAAGUAACACGAGAGUGGAGCGAUGACCAGCUCAAAAGUGAUGAUUUCCCCAAAAAAGACAUUAUUACGUUCAUGCAGGACAAUGCAGCACACUCGUUCCUCAAUGAGCACAAGCUGCUGGGAAACAUAAAAAACGUUGCUAAAACAGCAAAGAAAGAACAACUGAUUAUUGCCUACAAUCAGCUCUUUGAGAGCAAAAAAUUUAAAGGCACAGAACCAAUUGAAGAUGUGACCGAGCAGGUUAAAGCAGUGAAAAUUGAAGUCAAGUCCAAAGAAGUCCCGGCAGAGGUUGUGGAUGAGGGUCCGCCAAAGUACACCAAGUCCGUGCUGAAGAAAGGUGACAAGACUAACUUUCCAAAGAAAGGUGAAAAUGUGAGCUGCUGGUACACUGGCACCUUGGAGGAUGGAACUGUCUUCGACACCAAUGUCCCCAAAACGGAGAGAAAGAAGAAGCAAACUAAACCACUGACCUUCAAAGUUGGCCUGGGCAGAGUCAUCAGAGGAUGGGAUGAGGCCUUACUGACGAUGAGCAAGGGUGAAAUUGCUCGAUUGGAGAUUGAACCAGAGUGGGCCUACGGAAGGAAGGGUCUCCCUGACUCAAAAAUUCCUCCCAAUGCAAAGCUGAUCUUUGAGGUUGAAGUGGUGGCUGUGGAUUAACUAGCAACUGCUGGCCAGCAUGCAUUGCAUUUCAAGGGCAGAGGGAAAAAUACUCAAUGGCCUUGCUGUAAAGAUUCAAGUUAAAAUGGCAUUUGGAUUGUGUUCCUACUCUGUCUCAUUCAUCACCAUGUUAAAAGAAUUGAUGACCGUUAUUACAGCGUUUUGGCCAAAAUGUGAUGGCUUGUCAAUAAUGUACAUAUGAGACACCCUGAAACCUUAUUCUCUGCAUUUUCUUUUGUUCUUUUGCAUGUACAAUGUAUAUGAUAAAUAAACCUGUUUCAGAGAC